CGAUAAGCCUGUCCUUAUGCGUUCUACCAUACCUCAGUUUUGAAAAGACUGAGAACAGCUGAAAAAUUUAAAAAACCCAUCUUUAUCCCCUGUGGCUCCGCAAAUUAUAAGUAAAAAGUUAAGUCUAGUAACUUGAUUUGGUUGACUGACAUGCUCCGAGCCAUUACAGCCAGUAACUUGCGAUCCACACGGAUCCCGGUGCGACCAACUGGAAAGUAUAUAACCAAGAGAUUGCAGACAACCAAUGCCGACGGCAAGAAAUCACGGACUGGCCAGGUAGUAACUGGUAUCUUUUUGGCUGGUUCUGUCGUAGCGGUAUCGUACUGCGGGGCAGUCUACUACUCUUUAGGCGAUCAAACCUUUCGACAAACAUUCGUUCAACAUGUACCUGGCGCGCAAUCAGCGGUUCAGUUUGCCGAGCACUUGACGCAACAAGCCGAUACUUCUAGCGGUUCUUCAGUAUCACUGAAGCAACAAGCAGAAGAGUAUAAAGAGAUAAUGACAGAGAAGGUCAAAAGUCUUACUUCAGACAGCUAUGAGUAUCUUCAUGACGCCUACGCCAAAUUGACUGGUCAAACAGAGCCUCCUAAAUUAUCCUCACAAAUGCCUACCUUGCCGACUGGAGAGGAUAAAGAAAACAUAGAACAGACUAUUCCCAGACGGAAAAAGCGAACGGAGUCACUCAAUGGCAAAGAGAAGCUUCCAGCAAUUUCUAAGGCGGACAACCUGACCAACGCCGAAUCAGCUCAGCUGGGUACAUCCAAUUUGGAGGAGCAGCCUGUGGACAUUGUACGCAUAGUACCGGACGUAGCCAUGGAACCCAUCAUUCUCUCCGAUAUCACACUAAACCACCAUGAUAUUGAAAGAAUACAGCGCGUUUUUGGAGAUAUUACACAGCUACUGAAUGAGUCAAAACUUUCAGACGAUGGCCGAGGAGCAAUGGGGGAUGCGGAGGAACAGCUCUUAGAGAUAAACGAAAAGCUUAACCGGAUAUACGAACAGCACCAAGAUGUAUUGGAUGGAGCUCGGCGCACAUCCGAGAGACUCGAAGCUUUAGGUCAUAUUUUUAACAUGGUCCAGGACGGCUAUAACGAAAAGAUCUACGUGGCUCAAAAGUACACAGAAGGGCAAGUUGGAGAGAAGGAAAGAGAGUUGUCUGAUAUAUUCUACGAAGAGAGAGCAGCUAUGGUUGCAGAAUUUAAUGCCAAGCUGACCAAGCAAAUAGAUGAAGAGCGACAAAAGUUCAUGAUAGAGAAAUCAGCUCAAAUGGCGGAUCAAAAAGAGACAUUGGACAAAUCAUAUACUCGCCAAGUUCAGAACAAAGUGGAAGUCGAAGGAGGUGGCCGUUUAGGAGGAUUGGACAACCUGGUAGCUCGUCUGGCUGUUCUCGAAAAGCACGCCUAUGAAACUGCAUUGUUGAUCGACAAUGCCAGCUAUUCACACCGAUUGACUGUGGCUAUCUCAGCUCUCGAUAAAGCCACUGACAAAGGAUGUAUGCGAUCCUUUUCACAUGAACUUUCGGCAUUGCGAAAGUUAGCAAGUACGGCCACUGGCGCAGACAAGGAGCUGAUGGAGACUGUUCUAGAUAGCGUUCCUCACGAGCUUGAGUUUGAAGGCGUACAGUCUAUUUCAGAACUGCGGGCAAGAUUUAAUUAUCUUGCUGACGAGGUGCGACAGUCAUCGCUGAUUUCGGAAAAUGGAGGCAUAUUCUCCCAUAUGAUAUCGAUCACUCUCAGCAAGCUUAUGUUCAGAAAGCAUGGACUUGUUUCUGGAGAAGAUAUCGAAGCCCGCUUAGCUCGUGCAGAGUAUCAUUUGAGAGAAAAUGAUUUGGACAGCGCAGCAAGAGAAUUAAAUCAGCUAACCGGCUGGCCCAAGAAGUUGGCAAGUGGAUGGGUCGCUGAUGCCAGAAAGCGACUGGAAGUGAAGCAAGUCAUCAAGAUUGUUGAGGCCGAAGUUGCCAUCUCAAACCUUGCAAAUCUUAGUACAUAAUUGGCAUUUAUAGAAUUACAUUUUUUAUUUCUUCGUUUUUGUUAAAAUGCUUUAAGCAAAGCUUAAUUGACUUCUAUCCUGCUGCGAGUGAUUC
Molecule: messenger RNA, 2083 nt
Organism: Umbelopsis ramanniana AG
Lineage: Eukaryota; Fungi; Mucoromycota; Umbelopsidomycetes; Umbelopsidales; Umbelopsidaceae
Exons: 3
Coding region: 151-1989 (612 amino acids)
Biological process (GO): cristae formation
Cellular component (GO): MICOS complex
Source: RefSeq, a predicted model, not a curated record